CAGGUACAAAUAGCGAGGAAGGCUUCUGUCUUCCUCUACUUUGCCAAAGACUUCGUCACAACUCAGAACCUAACAGAAGUACUACGAUAUGAUUUGGUGUCUUCUUCUUGUUGCUCUGGCAGCGCGCGGAGACGCGUGGCUGUUCAGCUGCAGCUCCUCAGAUUUCCAGUGCGCUAACGGGAACUGAAUCCCCGCCAGCUGGGAGUGCGACGGAGACCGCGACUGCUCGGACGGGUCGGACGAGGCCAGCUGCAGCGGUGGAACCUGCCAGCAAGGCGUGCAUUUCUUUUGCGCUAACGGCCAGUACUGUAUCGACUCUGCCUGGAUCUGCGAUGGAGACAACGACUGUGGGGAUAUGUCUGAUGAACAGAACUGUGGAGGCGGCGGCACCACCGACCCCACCGUGCCCAUCACGUCCUUUGACGGGGACUGUGGAGAGCCGGCCAUCGCCCCUCAGAACGUGCGCGUGGUGGGCGGUGUGCAGGCCGUGCAGGGCUCCUGGCCGUGGCAGGCCAGCCUGAAGCUGUGCGGCGGUCACGUCUGCGGAGGACAAAUCAUCGCGCCCAACUGGAUCGUCACCGCCGCUCACUGUGUCGACGGACAGAGCAACCCCAGCUCGUGGCGUGUGUCCCUGGGCUCCCACCGCAGAACCACCACAGACUCCACCCAGCAGGACUUCAACGUCGUCAGGGUCAUCAUACAUGAGAACUUUGACUCUAGGCAGAUGAAUAACGAUGUUGCUCUGAUGAAGCUCAGCGGAAACGCCCAGUACAACAACUACGUCAGCCCGAUCUGCCUGCCUACCCAGGACGUACCUGCUGACACCCCCUGUGUUACUACCGGAUGGGGAGAUACUGGCUCCGGAGCGUCUACCUACCUGAUGCAGGUCACCGUGCCCAUCAUGGAGUGGAACAAGUGUAACAGCGCCCAGUACAUGAACGGAGCUAUCACCGACAAGAUGAUCUGCGCCGGGUACGAUCAGGGCGGCAAGGAUACCUGCCAGGGUGACUCCGGCGGCCCUCUGGUCUGUAACUACAGCGGGAAGUGGACCCUGGACGGAAUCGUGUCCUGGGGAUACGGCUGUGCGCAGGCGUACAGGCCCGGCAUCUACACCCGCGUCACUCAGUUCGUCAGCUGGAUCAACAACAAGAUGGCGACCAACUAGACUGAGCAUAGCAGCCGGUUCAGUAACAUCUAACGUGACGAAUCUAGCUCUUAAGCAGCUUAUUCAGUAACAUGUAACGUGGCGAAUCUUUAGCCCUGUCACACCGACAUAUAAUAUG
Branchiostoma belcheri (Belcher's lancelet) is the source of this 1283-nucleotide messenger RNA. RefSeq names its product trypsin-3-like. The transcript is spliced from 9 exons. Gene Ontology annotation, biological process: proteolysis. The record is from RefSeq and is a predicted model, not a curated record. Gene Ontology annotation, molecular function: serine-type endopeptidase activity. NCBI's taxonomy places the organism in Eukaryota, Metazoa, Chordata, Leptocardii, Amphioxiformes, Branchiostomatidae. Bases 356 to 1165 code for a protein of 269 amino acids.